AUGAAGGGUACUUUGACGACUCCGAGUAUGUUAAGGCUGAAGGAGUCAAUAUGCGAUGGACGAAUCUACCAGACGAGGCAUCUACUAGAGAGCGGAGUGGACGUGAACUUUGCAGAUGAAGAAGGAUUAACUCCUCUCAUGCGCGCAGCCCAGCUACCGGACGAAAAAUCCCGAACGCGUCACAAUUUGCUGAAACUUUUAUUGCAGUAUGGUGCGAAUGUAAACACCGUUGAUCAACAAGGUAGACAUGUGUUAUCUCACGCCUGUAUGAACGCGAAAGAAGACAUUGUCCGGCUUAUUUGUACCGUGGCAGAUCAGGAUGUCGAUUUAAAUCUGCAGGAUCUUGACGGGAAUACUCCACUAAUGCAUUCUGUCAGAACGGGUAACGUCGACUUGGUGAAGUUUCUUCUUAAUGAGUUGAAAAAAUUUCAAGUCGACAUAGACGUUAGGAAUCACGAAGACAGAACUCCUUUCUUAGAAGCUAAACGACUCGGCCACGAAAAUUGCGCGCAGGUUUUGCUGACCGAAGGUAAUGCAUCAGCGAAUAUUCAAGUGAACCCUUUCUUGGAGUUUAUUUCUUCGAAGGAUGAGCCCCCUUUAAAAGGCCAAGUUCGUAGCUUUGUAGAUAGCAAAUAUGGAAUUAAUAGAACCGUCGACACAAGACGCGCUAAUCCGCAAAGAGUUCAAAACAAGAAAAUUGUUCUUUUAAAGGAAUCUGUACAGUUACCUUCGGACAAAUUUAUUGUGAAGUCUGAAGAGAAAAAAUUGAAACGUAAGACGAGAAUAUCAAGAAAACUUACAAGCUCAAAUGAAACUAAAGAUCUAGAAGAAGUGAAAAAUUUAAAAACGCAACCUCGAAGACGAAAAUAUGCGUGGAAUGACUCAGUUUCCGCACCUGGUCUGACAUCACGCAAAGAUGAAGUUGGGCGAGAAUUAGGAUUAGAGCAACCAGCGGAGGCUGCUAUUGAAAAUAUUGUGAACAACUCAUCUCCGCGCGCUAAAUCGCCUAGUGUUUACGACCAAGAGGCCCUCCAGAGCCCGAGAUUUGUAAUGUCUUUGCCCAAAGAGAAUGAACCUGUCGCAGCAGGGCGUGGAAUAACUAGAGCAAAAAUAGCAAAACCUACACUAAGCCGACGAUUAAGCGAACAGUCAUUGAUGCCACGAAUGUCACGAACACAUUUUCGUUCGUCUACCGGCAAUCUCACCAAAGACAGAACCACCAUGGAUGACGAAUACAGCUGGUACUCUCAUUUUAGUGUCUAUAAUUCUUCAUCUUUAGCUUUCUUGAGUCAAAUAAUGAACCUUUACGCCGAACAGUUGUCUCCGGAGUCUUCCUUUCGUCCAGGCGUAAAGCCCGUUAAACCCGACGAGCCGAAGGUACCCAAGAUUUCCGUUGCCUCUAUUCCCGGCGACGACUUACGCUCAGAAAAUGAUCGAUAUUCGCCCGUGAGGUCGGCGAUAUCAAGCCGAAGUAACAGUGCCACUAGCUUAACUUCGAGUCGAAGAUUUCAGUCGGCUGUAUCACGAACAGUCAACCCGUAUCUAACAAGUAAAAAAUCCCUCAUAACAUUGAAAAUUCAAGAUGCAGACUUUUGA
Messenger RNA from Porites evermanni, 1596 nucleotides. The record is from the annotation of a GenBank genome assembly. NCBI's taxonomy places the organism in Eukaryota, Metazoa, Cnidaria, Anthozoa, Scleractinia, Poritidae.